AUGUCAGAUCCUCCUCAUAAAUCCUUCCCCUUGUACGGCCGAGAAGCAGACGCCGGUGCCGUUUUUGUUCUCGAGUCAAAAGGGGAAUGGUGGCACGCGGGUUUUCAUCUGACGACGGCGAUAGUGGGACCGACGAUAUUGGCGUUACCGUUUGUGUUCAGAGGACUUGGAUGGGUUCUGGGGCUUACGUGUUUAACGGUGAUGGGGAUUGUGACGUUUUACGCUUACUUUCUGAUGUCAAAGGUGCUAGAGGAGUGUGAGAAUGCCGGUCGUCGUCAUAUCAGAUUCCGGGAGCUGGCUGCCGAUGUUUUAGGAUCUGGAUGGAUGUUUUAUUUUGUGAUAUUUAUUCAAACAGCCAUCAAUACUGGGGUUGGAAUAGGAGUUAUUUUGCUUGCAUCGCAGAGCAUCCAGAUGAUAAAAUCGUUCAAAACUCUAGCCCCACCUGUUACUGGGAAGAUGGCGAAAGGCCUUAUAAUGUGCUACAGUGUCAUUAUUUUCACUUUCUACUCGGCAGCAUCGUCUGGGUAUUGGGUGUUUGGGAACAAAGCUGAAUCAAAUGUACUGAAGAGCCUACUGCCUGAGAAUGGACAUGCCUUGGCUCCAACUUCACUUAUUGUUCCCGCUGUUGUAUUUCUUCUUCUUCAGCUCUUAGCCAUUGGCUCGGUUUAUGCUCAAGUAGCGUUUGAGAUCAUGGAGAAGAAAUCAGCUGAUGUAAAACAAGGCAAGUUUUCCAAAAGAAACCUGAUCCCUAGGUUAAUUCUUCGGACGCUGUACAUGAUGUUCUGUGGAUUCAUGUCAGCAAUGCUUCCUUUCUUUGGAGACAUAAAUGGAGUUAUAGGAGCUAUUGGGUUUAUUCCCCUAGACUUUGUCCUCCCAAUGCUUCUUUACAAUAUGAGCUUCAAACCUUCCAAAUCUUCCUUGGUCUACUGGAUCAAUAGUAGCAUCAUGGUUGUUUUCACUGGUGUAGGAUUAAUGGGUACAUUCUCGUCAGUAAGGACUUUGACUGUUGAUGCCCAUAAGUUGUCCUUAUAUACAAUUUUAAUGAAAGUUUAAGUUUUUCAUCUA
This is a messenger RNA of Mangifera indica (mango), 1065 nucleotides long. RefSeq names its product probable GABA transporter 2. The record is from RefSeq and is a predicted model, not a curated record. NCBI's taxonomy places the organism in Eukaryota, Viridiplantae, Streptophyta, Magnoliopsida, Sapindales, Anacardiaceae. Gene Ontology annotation, cellular component: plasma membrane. The transcript is spliced from 5 exons. The coding region runs from base 1 to 1053 and encodes 350 amino acids.